Ostrinia furnacalis (Asian corn borer) is the source of this 1543-nucleotide messenger RNA. RefSeq names its product Myosin regulatory light chain sqh (gene sqh). Bases 152 to 676 code for a protein of 174 amino acids. The transcript has 4 exons. NCBI's taxonomy places the organism in Eukaryota, Metazoa, Arthropoda, Insecta, Lepidoptera, Crambidae. The record is from RefSeq and is a predicted model, not a curated record. Gene Ontology annotation, molecular function: calcium ion binding.
GUCACUUUUUGCGUGUGUGUGACGUCGUAAAAGUAUUUUGCUUUGUGAGCAGAUUUGUGAGUCAUUCUCGUAUAAAAUUUAACAACGAAUUCGGUUGGAAAUUGUCGCAUUUACUUAUUUUUCACCGUCUUGCAAUACCAAUAACGCAAUCAUGUCGUCCCGUAAAACAGCUGGUCGCCGUGGCACUAACAAGAAGCGCGCCCAGCGUGCCACCUCCAAUGUGUUUGCUAUGUUCGACCAGGCCCAGAUAGCAGAGUUCAAGGAGGCCUUCAACAUGAUUGACCAGAACCGAGACGGUUUCGUUGAUAAAGAUGACCUGCAUGAUAUGCUGGCAUCCCUUGGUAAGAACCCAACUGAGGAUUACUUGGAGGGUAUGAUGAACGAAGCCCCUGGCCCAAUCAACUUCACUAUGUUCCUCACCUUGUUCGGUGAACGACUCCAGGGAACUGACCCUGAAGAUGUUAUCAAGAAUGCUUUUGGUUGUUUCGAUGAAGAAAACAUGGGUGUCAUCAACGAGGAGCGACUCCGUGAGUUGUUGACUACGAUGGGUGACCGGUUCACCGACGAUGACGUCGACGAGAUGCUCCGCGAGGCUCCCAUUCGCGACGGACUGUUCGACUAUGUGGAGUUCACACGCAUACUCAAGCACGGAGCUAAGGAUAAGGAUGAGCAAUAAAGCAUCAUGACACAUCAAAUGCCACCAGUCGCUUGGUAACCGUUUUUCUUUUUGCGUAACUUGAGGAGACCCAACCAUGGACUGAGCGCUGCUACUUAAAUCACCAGCAUGUUUUCAUAGAUUUUGAUAUGUAUUUCAUCCAUGUUAACAAUGGUUGAUCACCAGUUCAUAAGUGAUUAUCAAGCAAUUGGUGAAUGCAUUAUGCAAUAAUCUGGCUCAGCAGGUUGCAUGAUACCAGCAGCACAGCUGUUUUGGUAUGUUAUUCCUGGAAUGUCAGGUGUAUGAUUUGAAAAAGCUAAAAUACAAAACAUGAAAUAAGUGUGAUGCGAUUUGCAAUAAAUGUGAAUUUGUCAACAUCAAGGAAUGUACUUUACAUAAUAAUUAGAAUAAAAUUUGUGUGAUUGUAACGUGGCGUGGCAUGCAACCUGCUGGUCUGAGCUAAUAUAUUUUAACAUUAUGUAUUUGACAAGCUAAUUAAAGAAUAAAAUUGGUAUAAGAAAAAAAAUAAGUUAAGGAAGCAAGUUGAUUUGAUACAGAUUUUCGGAAUAAUCUCAGAGGUGCUAAUUUAAAACUUGUUUUUAAUGUGGCAUUUCUUAUGUAUUUACUCAUGCAUUUGUUAAAUUAUGAUUCCAUUUUACUGUAAGUAUCAAUUUGCCAUAUUGAUUUCUUGCGUUUCUCCAUUAGUUAUUACAAGAAACUAUGUGAUUGGCAAGAGUAUUAUGAUCAUUCCUUGAAUCAGUAAAAAUGUCUUUUGUUUUAAAAUGAAGUAUUUUAAGUUUAAAACCGCAAUGUUUUGUUAAAUAUUAUAUUAUGUGUUGUCUAUGGUUCAUUUAAUAUAGGUGUUAAAUAAUUUUUCUCCAAUUUUAA